UUUACUGGAGGAGAGAGAGACGGAGAGAGGGGGAACCUGAGGGAGAGCCAGCGCCGAGCGGAACGGGAAUACAAGUUUUUACACUUGGCCCGUCUUUUUUUACGAGAAAAAGCUUUUUAUCUUCGUUUACCUCAUCCCCUCCUUUUCCACUACCGGAGCGGGGGACACUCACUUUGUGUGCGUGCGUGCGUUUUCCCCCCCUCUUCAUUUCAACUCUAUCGCCGACACUGAAACCUCGUUUGUUUUGGAUUAGCUUAGCACAGGCUAGCUGUUCCCCCCCCCGCCACCAGCUAGCGUUCAUGUGAGAAAAAGAAACGGGCGGCGUGGCGGAGACUUCCCUCACUUCACGGCGGCGUGCGGGUCAAACGGAGCCGCCAUGCUCGUCCCUUCCCCCCGCGGCGAACGGAGACACGAGUAACGAUUCUUCAAGUUUUUUCCCCCCCCUCCGCGUUGCGUCGUUUUAUGGGUGUCUGUCCAUUCGUCCGCGGCGUGGUGGUCAGCGGGGGUGACGGAGUUCAGAGGAGGGUCGUAGCGGGGGAACGCUGAGGCGCUUGCACGUUUUCCCUGCACGUAGCUGCUCGGAGGAGUUUCCUGGGAUGUGCUCCCAUCUGUCUUCAAAAAAGAACAAGCGGCUUCUGAGGGGAUCCGAGCGAGCAGGAGUGAUCUAAAGACCUGUGGGCUCCAGUCCCCGUCAACUCCCCUCCGACCCCACAACUUUCUGCUGGAGCGACACGCGAGGAGGCUGGCCGUGUUUUUAAUGCUGUGCGGGAGAAAAACACCGAUCGCAGCUCGUUGGUGAAGGGGGGAUCUUCCAUCACCGGAGCGGUGCAUCACGGAGAAAUGAGCCCGGGGCCGGCGGAGCUCCUUCGGGGAUCUCCAAACUAGCCCCCCGCGUGUGGGGUAUUAAUAAUAGUAACAGCAUUAUUCCUCGCUCGAUGUGCCGCAGCACCCAGAUUACACAGAUGAACGUGGACUGGCGCCUUCACGUGUGGAAAAUGAAGAUUUUCACUCACACAUGUGUGACCAGAAGCCAAGAUCACGUUAUUUAAUGGUCUGCAUUUUUUUCCAGGGCUCGCACACAUCACGGACUCUGCUGGGGAGAUACUCAUAAAUUUAUUACCACCACCUCCCCCACCCCGGUUUACGACGGGAGGGCAACCUUGAAUCACUUGUCCUCAUUGGACCUCCACUUUUUAUGAAUUGUUUUUGAACUUUUGAUUUUUUUAAAUUAACAUUCAACCCCUCGAGAUUGGAGGUUUUUUUGUUGUUGUUGUCGGAGCACAACUUCUCCUCAAGUCAAGAUGAGGCGGUGGACGCUGAAGCUGAGAGCACAGAUCGUGUUUUUUAUCAUCUGCACCUGCAUCAUAUGCCAGUGUGGACUAACAAACGGAGAAAUAUGCCCGAGCAAGGACAUCCGGAACAAUGUGACCACCCUCCAGUCGUUGGAGAACUGCACCAUCAUCGAGGGACACCUGAAGAUUCUGCUCAUGUUUAAGACCAAGGCCGAGGACUUUCGUGGCCUCAGCUACCCAAAGCUACGAGUAGUGACCGACUACGUGCUUCUCUUUAGGGUCUACGGCCUUGAGAUGCUCAGCGAUCUCUUCCCCAACCUGACAGUGAUCCGCGGCAACAACCUCUUCUUCAACUACGCUCUUGUGAUUUAUGAGAUGCUGCAGCUGAAAGAGGUGGGCUUUUACAGUCUCAUGAAUAUCACCCGGGGCGCCGUGAGGAUUGAGAAGAACCCAGACCUGUGCUACCUGGCCACCUUGGACUGGUCCAAGAUCCUAGACUCGGUGGAGGACAACUUCAUCGUGGCCAAUAAGAACGACAGGGAGUGUGGAGACGUGUGUCCUGGCACGGCCCAAGGUCAGACCACCUGCCCGCAGAACACCAUCAACGGACACUUCAGGGGACGAUGCUGGUCGCAGAACCACUGUCAGAGAAUGUGCUUGGACAACUGUAAACAUGGUGGGUGUAGCCUCCAGGGCCAAUGCUGCGACCACCAGUGCCUGGGCGGCUGUUCUGAGCCAGGUAAUGCCAGUAGCUGUGUGACCUGCAGGAACCUCCAGCAUGGGAACACCUGUGUGGAGAAAUGUCCUGCUGGAUACUAUGUCUUCAGGGGCUGGCGCUGCAUCAGCUUCUCCUCCUGCCAGGAACUUCACAACCAGUGUAAGCAGACUAAGAAGUUGAACCAGGAUCGAGAGUUGAGCUGCAACGAAUACGUCAUCCACAAUGGGGCCUGUAUUCCAGAGUGUCCUUCUGGAUACACCACUAUAAACUCCACUACGUUGACCUGUUCACCUUGUGCAGGCCUGUGUCCUAAACUGUGUGUGGGAAAUAAGACGAUUGAUUCGGUAAACUCAGCCCAGGCUUUGCGAGGCUGCACUGUUCUCCACGGCAACAUGAUCAUCAAGAUUCGAGGAGGGAAUAACAUAGCUGCUGAGUUGGAGGCUAGUCUGGGCCAGCUUGAGGAGAUCACAGGCUACCUGACUGUUCGCCGAGCGUACGCACUGGUCUCCCUCUCCUUUCUACGCAAACUACGUAUCAUCCGGGGGGAGCAUCUCGAGACAGAUAUUUAUGCCUUCUAUGCGCUGGACAACCAGAACCUGCGAGAAUUGUGGGAUUGGUCCAAGCACAACCUGACCAUCCCGCAUGGUCGUAUGUUCUUCCACUACAACUCCAAACUCUGCAUGUCUGAAAUCAGAAAAAUGGAGGAGGUAACGGGAACCAAGGAUCGCAACCAAAAGAAUGACAUCGCUGUACGCAACAAUGGGGACCAAGCCUCCUGUGAGACUAAGCUGCUGAAAUUCACUCUGAUCAAGACUACAUCAAAUAUGAUUAUGCUGAAGUGGGAGCCCUUUUGGCCGUUAGAUUUCAGAGACCUGCUGGGAUUUAUGGUUCUCUACAAAGAGGCGCCUUAUAGGAAUGUGACAGAGUUUGAUGGCCAGGACGCGUGUGGCUCUAACAGCUGGGCAAUUGCCGAUGUUGAUACUCCAUCCCGUUCCACUGAUGGCAAGAAGGGGGAGGAUCCAGGGCACCUAAUCCGACCAGUGAAGCCCUGGACCCAGUACGCCAUAAUGGUUAAAACUCAACUGUCUGCAUCUGAUGAGCAUCAAGUUCAUGGAGCCAAGAGCGAGAUCAUUUACGUCCGCACCAAUGCCUCCAAGCCCUCAGUGCCUCUCGACCCCAUCUCCUCCUCCAACUCCUCCUCUCAGAUCAUCCUGAAGUGGAAGCCGCCAACAAGUCCCAACGGCAACAUCACCCACUACCGCAUCAUCUGUCGCAAGCAGUCUGAGGACAGUGACCUCUACAAGUUCGACUACUGCCUACAAGGGAUGAAGCUGCCGUCUCGCACCCCGACCCACCUGGACAGUGAGGAUGAGCAGAAGUGGAACCACACAGAUGAACCCACCUCAGGGGGAAGGUGCUGCGCCUGCCCCAAGACGGACCACCAGCUAAAGAAGGAGCAGGAGGAGAUCGAGUACCGCAAGACUUUCGAGAAUUACCUGCACAACGAAGUCUUCGAGAGCAGACCGUCUCGCCGUCGACGCUCAGUGGGAGUUGCAAACGCCACCCUCCUCCCUCACUUCCUUACCACAGCUCCCAGUUUUCCAUUUGGCUCCACAACAGCCAGCCCUGAUGACGACGACGACAAGGGCGAUGAGGGAUCCAAGGUGGAGCUGAAGGUGUUGUCGAAGGAGUCAACAGUCAUUUCCAACCUGCAGCACUUCACCAGUUACAAGAUAGAGAUCAUGGCCUGCAACCACAUGACGGACAUCAAACGCUGCAGCAUGGCUACUUAUGUCAGUGCCCGAACAAUGCCUGAGGAGAAAGCGGAUGACAUCCCAGGCCUCGUCACCCAUGAGAUAGUGACGGCUGAGCCUCCCUAUGUCUUGAUAAAAUGGAACAAACCCCGAUCCCCCAACGGCCUCAUCAUCCUGUAUGAGGUGUUCUACAGGAAAGUUGGAGACUCAGAGGUUCACACAGCUUGUGUGUCACGGCCGGCCUACCUCAAGUCAUCUGGCACGAAGCUCUCGCUUGUGCAGCCUGGAAACUACAGCGUGAGGGUCCGCGCCACCUCCCUGGCAGGAAAUGGUUCUUUUACAGAAACCACUUACUUCUUCAUGCCCAAUCCGGAUCCAGGUUUAAUUUGGAUUGUGAUCGGUCCAGUCAUCUGCUUUAUCCUGCUGCUAUUUGUGGGUGCUGGAGCCUUCUGGAUAAUCAAGAAGAGACAAACAGAAGGGCCGACAGGACCUCUUAUCGCCUCCUCAAACCCUGAGUACAUCAGCGCUAAUGAUGUGUAUGUUCCUGAUGAGUGGGAGGUGCUCCGCGAGAAGAUCACGGUGCUCAGAGAGCUCGGUCAGGGCUCCUUCGGCAUGGUGUACGAGGGUAUCGCCAAGGACAUCAUUAAAGGAGACCCGGAUACACGCGUGGCCGUCAAGACGGUCAACGAAUCAGCCAGCCUGCGGGAGAGGAUCGAGUUCCUCAACGAAGCCUCCGUCAUGAAGGCCUUCAGUUGUCACCAUGUGGUGCGUCUGUUGGGUGUGGUGUCCAAAGCUCAGCCCACCCUGGUCGUGAUGGAGCUGAUGACCCACGGGGACCUGAAGAGCUACCUGCGGAAUCUCAGGCCCGACUCAGAGAACAAUCCUACGGGCCGCUCACCUCCCACGCUGAAGGAGAUGAUCCAGAUGGCUGCAGAGAUUGCAGAUGGCAUGGCCUACCUCAACGCCAAGAAGUACGUCCACAGAGACCUGGCAGCCAGGAACUGCAUGGUAGCAGAGGACUACACUGUCAAGAUCGGAGACUUUGGAAUGACGCGAGACAUCUAUGAGACUGACUACUACCGUAAAGGAGGGAAGGGUCUACUUCCUGUCAGGUGGAUGGCUCCUGAAUCGCUGAAGGACGGAGUCUUCACUGCCCACUCUGACUGCUGGUCAUUUGGCGUUGUGCUGUGGGAGAUCAGUACGUUAGCAGAGCAGCCUUACCAGGGUUUGUCCAACGAACAGGUUCUAAAGUUCGUCAUGGACGGAGGAUACUUAGACAGGCCGGAUAACUGCCCUGAGAGAAUGCACAGCCUCAUGCAGAUGAGCUGGCAGUACAACCCCAAAAUGCGGCCGAUGUUCCACGAGAUCAUCGAGAUGCUGCGGGAGGACCUGCAUCCCUCUUUCCAUGAGGUCUCCUUCUUCUACAGCGAGGAGAACAAAGUCCCAGAGACAGAGGAUUUUGAUCUGGACCUGGAAAACAUGGAGAGCAUCCCCCUGGACCCAUCGUCGUACUCUCAGAGAGAAGAGAGCUUAGGCAGGGACAGCGGGCCCUCGGUGGCCCUCAGGGGGAACUAUGAGGAGCAUGUCCCCUACACACACAUGAACGGUGGCAAGAAAAACGGACGAAUCUUAUCGUUGCCCAGAUCCAGCCCUUCCUAACAUUUCCUGUCCCCUAAACAAACUUGUUGAAUCUUCCCUGCUCCUUUCCUUCUUUCUGUUCCAGUCCAUUUUUUUUCUGUAUCCUUCACGUUCUUCUCAUCAUUUUCUAAUGAUUCUUAUUCUUGGAGAAGCCCUUCAAAAAACGACACAGAUCUCAGGACUUUUUAUUUUCUUCCUCAUGGCUGCCAAACACAGGCAAGCAAGGGAUGCAAACAGAGUGCAACACUUCCUCCACAACACAUCGGGCUGUCGAUUGCCAGAUUACUUAUCUAUUGUUUUUCACUAUUGCCACGUUUCCAGGACUCAUCGUGAUGGAAACAUAUAGAAAAAAAACUGUGAACUCUACGAACCUUAGACAACCAAGAUGGCUGCUUACGCUCAACCUCCUCAAGACUUGUCCCUACUUUACCCUCUUCCACCAAAUCUGCAUUUCCACUUUUCUGUGCUUUGUCAUUUUUCUCCCAUUGAAACCUUUUUACUCAGAUAGUGGCCUUUUUAUAUGUGGCCUAUAAACAAAGAGAAGUGUCUAUCAGCGCUUACACUAAUUUUCCUUUUGAACAAUGAAUCCGUUUGGAACAGUGGGAUGACUUGCAAAGACUUGAUCCUAGAACAAAACAUCGAUUCCUAGAAUGUUUUCCUUUUUGUUUUUUCUUUUUCAUUUUUGGUUCUGCAGAAUUCCAAUAUACACACAGAUUCAUCGGGUGUUUGGUGAAUAGUUUUAAUUUAUUUACUCUUAUCAUUAUUUUCUCUUCUCUCUCUUUCUUUCUGUGUCCUCACUAUAUGGCUGAAGGAUAUUUAAACAGUUAAAGAAUUGGACAAAAGAGUUCAUCAGACUGACCAAUAGCUGCUGCUUUGAUAUAUUUUACUGGGUAUAUAAAUCUAUAAAUAUAUAUAAUAUAUAUAUAGUAUAUAUGGAAUAUUGGCAUUUCUGCACCAAUAUUUUAUAUAUAAUAUAUGACAAACUGAUGUUUUUGUAAAUAGUUCAUAUUUGUAAGAUUAUUUUUUUGCUAGUAUUUUGUUUUGCCAGGUUUUUUUCCUUUUCUUUUUUCUUUCUUAUUUUUGUAGCCCCAGAAAUCACACGAACGUACCAUUAGUGCUCUCUGCGUCUUCGGCCUCCAGACCCCCAACCUCCACCUCGACCUCCACCCCUCUCACACUCUCUCCAUUGAGAUGGGAAAGAGGAACGUCACAAAAUAUUGUAAACUCACCGCAUCUUUUAUUUUUUAUAAACCUCGCUCCCACCGAGAGCUGUUGAUAUUCGGAAGCAGCUUCACUACAACAGGCGGAAAAAAUAACACGAAACAAAGAAAAACAACCGAUAAACCAAAAAAGCUUUAUGUGAAAGGGGAAUGAGGUCUUUGCAGGUUGACCUGCACCUGAUGUGUGUUUGGGUCUGUUCUUGCUCUGGUCAGAUCACGCUGAAAUUAGUUUGGUUAUCACAGGUUGAUUCUGUCGUUCAUGUCAUCGUGCUCGUUGUCAGUCUUAACUGUCGGUGAGGUCAGAGAUUGGUGUCGAGAGCUUGUCCCGGCUUAGUGAUAGUACUCGACUAUGUCAGCGUGACGGUGGAGGCUUCUGAGUGGUGUCUUUGCUGCUUGUGGUCAGAGCAGGGUGGGAGUUGACACCUGCUCUCAGCAAAAUGCAGGAAAAGUGGAUGAUCAACUUGGUUUUCCGGCCCUAAAAGUCCUCAGACGUUUCCUUCCACUCAACAUCCUUGGUGUUGGAUGGAAGGUUUUAUUAAAUUCACCCCUCUUAUUGUCGCUCUGUUAGAUUUGCUCUGCACCACAUACCUCCUGCUUCCUGAGGCCUCCCAUUGGCUGUUAAAAUCGCUGCUCAAAACCAGGCUGGUGGAAAUUUCCACGUUUUCCACGUGGAGGGCUGAGAGAGAAACGUGGAAAGUUCUGAGUGUAUUCAGAGUCCACAGCAGGUAGUGGAGAGAGGAGGGCAGCGUCUCUGUCUCUCUGUCUUUCAGUGCGUCUGAGAGAGAGGGAGUGUGAGUGAUUGUUAAUCCUAUUAUUCUCUCUGCUAUCACAUGCAGCUCGGCAGUCAGGACACAGUGUGCAGCAGCUAUUUCACUCAGGUCUGACAUUCCAGGAUUUGGUUGGAACUGCUCGUUCCCUCGCUCCCCCCCCCAUGUUAUGCCCGCCUGCUGGCAAAACUGAUAUCAACACCGCACCCCAUCAGUGCACACAUGAAAGACUGCUUUCUUUUAUAUUCCUUCUUAAUAAUCAAUUGCUAGAGAUGCAGUGGAAAACAGAUUUAGUUAAAAAGAGAAAUGUGUCCCUCCUGCUGGGAAUCAAAACAUUCCCUUCAAAUGUUCCCUCACACAGAGCUACAGUAAAGUCAGUGGUGCUCGGUGCCGACCCCUCGUUUUGUCUCUUUAGAAUCGUAAAUUUCGUCCAAAGCCCGAAGGCCUCUUCAAACUGUAAACGCUCCUUUCUCACUCUCUAACCACUUCAGUAGAUGACAAUAGUCAGCAGACGAGUAGAGAUGAUUUCCUUUUUAUUAUUUUUUAUUCUUGAGGACACAGAACAGUGUGGUUGCCAAUCUAGCCGGACAGCAUUCAGCACUAAUAGUAUAGCCAAAGUGUUGGCAGCUUGCUGUCAACAGCGAGAACCCACAGAGUCGGAGUCAGAAGGCGGAGAAGCUGCCUCCACAUUUUACCAGUGCCUUCUCAAACCCACAGCCACGUCCAGGCUAGUUCUGUUGGCUAGUGUAACACACACAGGCCUCUGUGAUCUGCUGUCUAUCUUUCUCAUGACGACAUAAGGCUUAGAAAAUAGAGCCGUCUCUUAGAUUUGUAUCGGUCGGCCUUUGGAAGAGGAAUCAAAGUCUUUGGGGCAGUUUUUCCGGUUAUGCGGUUGAACGCUGAAGUUCACCGGUGCAUCGGCGGGGACACUGUGGAGUGGCCUGAGUCUCGGAGCGCUCGGAGGUGCCUGAGGUUGUGAUUAUUAAUUGAUAAGUGAUGAAUUAUUCUGAGAAGUUACAAUCUUGGGCUUUUUUACUUUGUAAAUAAUCUGUGACAUAGUUGCAAAAUUUAAAAAAUAGGUAACUAAAAAAUCUGAUGCCCGUCGGUUGUGUGUACAUGACAGAAAAAUGGUGGCGGUCAGCUCUGUCACACUUCCACACUUCAUACUAAUACCUGCUCUGAUCUUAACAGUGAACUCUCUGGUUUUACAUUUUCCUUUAUAUACACACUACUCGAAACCCAUGUGGAAUUAGUACGUAGUGUGGAAGUGGAAUGUGGCUCUCGACCCCACCUCGACCUAGGUUGCUUAUCUUGUGGUGGUGUUCACACACAUAUGCAAUUUUUAAUUAAGAUGGUGCCCAUAUCUUUGAAAUACCAGAUAUUUAUUUUAUUAUGAUCAUUGUCGAUGUAUAAGAAGAAACACAGUUAGCUUUUUAGUCGAGCAUUUUUAACGUGUUUGCGCGUGGAGCGAUGUAAAGCCCUAGUUUGUUAUUGUACAGGAGGAGCAGCUGGUGGUGAGCAGCAGGAGUACUGGUUAGUUAGUUAGUUAGUUAGUUAGUUAGUAAGUAAUUGUUGUCUUUGUGUUUGGCCAGAGUCUACCUCAGUGCAUAUGGAUGAAUCAGUCUAAAAGGAGCAAAUCAUCCCCGUCAGUCGCUCAAUAUCCCGUCAUUUCAAAUAAUAUCAUGUUUUAUCGUACAUUACAGACACUGCUGAUGAAUUAGUUUCCACUGUGGUGUUUAUAUUUCCUCCGACUCUUUAGUUUUCCCAGUUUCAUCUUCCUCUUGUGUCCGGGGGAAAAUUCUCUGUGGCUGUGGUUAUUGUUGGAAACACUGCCAGUCACAUUUUGUCCCUAUUUUGUUUUAAAUAUUAAGAUUUAUUGUCUUAUUUGAUAUUAUUGGAACAAGCCUUUAAGAUUUUUUUCUCAUAUUUUUAACCUCAGCAUGUUACAUGCGUUAGAUCAGACAUUACAUUGGCUCUAUGGGCAGUGUUGAAGAGGCUUCCCCCGGGCGCUGGAAGAAGCUACGUAUCUCACAUCAAUCCUCUCGUCUCUUGUAGUAGCGGCUCUACUUGUUUCUGGGUAUGUGACAUUAGCAUGAGCAAAGAGAAAAGAAGAAAGUCUUGUGACUCUCAGUGCACCCUGUAUCUGUGAUCACCUCCAUGCAGCCGACACUUAACAGGCUCAGCUCAUGCUUUUUUUAUUUUUUUAAAUCUCAUCUUGUCUAAACCUGUUGUUCGGCAGAAAGCCCUACUCUUCCUACUCCUCUUCUUCUUCUUCAGUCUGUCAAUCUGUCUCUUUGUGGUCACAACAGUUAGCGUUCCGAUCCCACGUCUCCUCCGGUCAUCCUCAAUUCAUUCAUUUGUUGAUCUGCUUUUGUUUUGUAUGUAUAUUUUUUCUACUGUGAAUAUCAAGAGAUGACCUUUAUUUUCUGUCAAUGCCAUGGAUUGGGUCUGUUGUGGCUGAUCAGGACACAGACACCUGGGCUGGUUCAAAGUUUUAAGGAGGAGGAACCACGCGUCCCCUCCUCUCUCUGCAAAGAAGAAAAGAUGGACUGGGACAAUCCUGUGUGCCAUACGAACUAUAAACAGACAUGAAAUCUAGAUUGUAACUUUUCGUCUCAGGGAGGCGGCCUGAUGCUUUGUGGUUGGAGGAUAAAGAGGGUGAGGAGGAGGAGGAAGAGCUACCUACCUACCUUUUAUCUACCCUGACUGAAGGGCAAGUUCUCAGCAUCCUUGCAAAAAAAAAAAAAAGAGUAAAAAUGGAGAUGAUGAGCCCAACGACAAGUUUUCAACAACAAAAACCCAAACGUCCGUUUUUUUCAUGAAUACAAAUUCUCCCCUUUUGUUCAAAGACGAUCAGGAAUCCCCUGCUCUCUCUCUGACGUGACGUGGUUUGGACUGCCCUCUAGCGAUUGGACGGGAGCGUUGCAGGUCAGGGGUGGCAAAGCAAACAGGGCCCCCGACCGAUAGUGCCUUGCUCGGACUAAUAGCCUGCCUGACUCCCCCCCCCUCCCACCCAGUCCACAGCCCUCCUCCCCCGCCUCGUGAGCAGAACUGCCACUGACUGGUGUGUCUCCACCAAUCACUGCAGAGGAUCUUUCCACCUCCAAUACACGAAUUAUGUUUUUAAGCGUCCUGUUUUCUUUAAAGGAAAAAAACAACAUUCUAACUGUAAUUUGGGAUUAUUAUGUGACUGAUGAUUUUUUUUUUUACCAAAAAAAAAAAAAAGAAAUGUUGAACUUGUGUCUCUACUCUGCUAAGCUCUGGCUUGCUCUGUGCAUGGAAAAUGAAUUAUCUAUACCAGCGGAUAGCUUAUUAAUUUGAUGUUUACUGAUUUUCUUUUCUUUUGCUUCUCAUCAGUCUGUUUUCAUAAUGAUGCUCCAAAGCACAUGCAAAAACCCUUGAUUAGCAGCAAGUGACUGCAUUACAACUGGGGGUAGUUUCCCUUUGUGACGCAUUCACUUGUUCCAGGACAUUUAAAGAUGAAAUGAACUGAUUAAUAAGCUCUUAACUGUAAAUAGCAGCAGAUCACCUUGGCUCCUGAAAAAAACGAAAGCACUUGAUCUUAGGGAAGUUUAGGUUUGUUUUGUUGAACUCUGGUGCCCUAAAAAGCAGUUGGACAGAGCAUGCUCGUAAAGCAGCGCAGGGUGAGAACAAAGCAUUGUAUGUAUUGUUUUGUUUUAAAGAAAAGAAAAAAGUAUUACAUUUUAGAGAUGUUGAUUUCUAUUUUUUUUUAGCCAAAGUAGGGAGGGCAAAAAUACAAUUACUUUUCCUGACUGUAAACUUUUACUAUUGUACAUUAUGAAUUUAACAUUGUUAUCAAUGUGUAUAUAACUUUUUUUCUAAAUUUAAAAAGAUAGAUUUUGUUUUUGUUGUCGUUUUCGUUUUGUGUUCAUGACACAACCCACUACACAGAAACGAGCAGAGUCAAGUCUGUGGUCGUUUUUUUACCAGGAGCAGCACAACUCCAGUCUGAGGGCUUAACCCUGUGUAACAAGACACAAACAGUACGUGGCCUGAGAUGUUUUCACAGCGACCCCUGCUCUUAAUCCGAUGCAUGUUCUGAAUGUUGGCCCGUCGAAGAGGUCACACAUUUGAACCGCCCCUGCCCAGCCACAGUGACACGUCACCCGUAAAGCCUUUUUCUUGUGUCAUAAACGCAUCGCCUAUCGCUGAUGUUGUCGUAUGGUAAUUGUUUCUGACAAGAGAUGUGUGUUUAGUUUGCAAAUGUGUUUUUAUUUUUUUUUUAUUGUGAAAAACUGGAAAAGACCACUGCAUGUCCUUUUUGAAGAAAAGGAAGCAUGAGUGAUAAAAUCCUGAAUAAGCUAAAAACAAAAAAAAAAGGAAAAGUGAGCUCAUGGUUCAACGACAACGAAUUAUAAAGUCGACUGUAGAGCUGGAGCUGGUAAACGAGUAGUUUGACAUUGUGGGGAAAAAUACGCUCAUUUGCUUUUGAAUGCAGAGUUCGAUGACAAGAUCCGUAUCAUCUCAUGUCUAAUGUGCUACACAUUAAAGCAACCGCUUGUAGCCACUUAGCUUAGCAUAAAGCCAAGAACAAAAUCUGGAAACGGCUAAAAUCCACCUACCAAAACAUCCAUCCAUCCAUUAUCUUGAUCACUUCUAUGAGGGCCGCAGAGGGGCCGGAGCCAAUCCCAGCUGAUACCGGGCGAGAGGCUCAACAAGAACAGUUGUGUGAAAACAUCAAUUUGUCCUUUUAUGUCAGAUCAUAGUCCAACAUGUGACUCUUUAGAAAUAUUUUCAUUCUUUUUUCAUUCAGAAUAAUCAAACUUAACCAUUUUAAAAUUUGUGAACUUUUAUAUUAUGUUUAUCUGUGGACCGACUUGCUGUUUCUUUAUGCCAGGGGCGGGGCCAGGGGGGCACUGCCCCCAGCGGAAAUCUGAUUGGCCCCUGAAGUGCCCCUUUUUUUAACUAGUCUCUAAAUAACAUUAGAUAAGAUAACGUUAAGAAUCUUGUUCAAGUUCCCAAUUGACCUCAACAAGGAACAAUUAAAAAAAAAAAUUCAAUAAUGUUUGGCUUUGCUCAAAGCUAUCGAUCUAAUAGUAAACAAGGACUUCAAUGUGCACCUUAUUGAUUCAAUAUGAAUUGUGUCUGGAUGUCGGAGGAAUAAUUGGCCCCUCUGUAUAUAAAUUAUGGCCCCAUUAUGGCCCCUGAUGUAGAAAAAUCCUAGAUCCGCCACUGAUUGCUGCUAAGCUAAGCUAGCCAUCUGCUGGCUGCAUCUUCUAUUUAGAGGACGAACGUGAGAGUAGCAUCACUCUCUGCUUGCUGACCGUAAACAACCAUCUUUCCCUGAAAGUCAAACUACUCCGUGGAGGUGGCUGAGUGUAAAUCGGCUGUAAAUGAAUUUAGUACUGUCAGUCAGGAGUGUGCCGAUGAGCUCGUCCUGUUUGUGUUAUUGAUGAGGCCGAGAGACACUGCUGGUCUCAGACAGACGGUGGUGAUAUUGAGGGUGUUGCUGCAGGUUUGGUGACUGAUGGUUAGAAGACAAAUCUGAGGAGACGCAGCCUCUUCUUGACUCUUCGUCACCCGUCAGUCCAGUGGUCUGCUCCAGUUUACACACCAGUACCUUCUACUUGUCUCUAUCCUGUUCCCUGUGCUGUACGUCGUUUAAAUCGGUGGAGUUGUGUCUGUGUUGUCCUCAGUUGAAGUCUUUUUUUUCCACGGCUUUCUUUGUCUCGCUGCUCUUCUUCCUCCUCCUCCUCCUCCUCUGUGUGUCCGUCAAGUCUCUUUCUCUCCUCGGUGCACAUAGGUGGUCCUCCCCCAGAAUGCUGUGUGUAGUCUUGCAGGAUACCUCUUUUAUUAGUGUCAUUUUUAUUGCAGAUGAAAAAGCUGAUGUAUUAAUUUUUUGGGAUAUGUUGUGUAUACAUUAUGUUGAGACAUCGGUGCGUAUGCAGACAGGUGUAUAUGUGUGUAUGUACAGUCCAAACUCCCCCUGAACCCGCAACAACCCACAGAGAUCGCUUCAUCCCUCACACUGGAUCCAAAUGUGCCAUUAUCUUUAUGUAUCACAUAUAUCAACAUAUUCAACACACACACACACACACACACAUACACACACAGAUACACAGAAAUACAUGCAUAUUGUACAGGAUCAAAAAUGUGCCAUGACUAAAUGAACGCUUGACAAUUUAUUUUUUCUAUGUUUUCAAAGGAGAGUCAAGUAGUGACAUGUACAGAAAAUGUUGCAAUGAUAUGAAAAUAAAAAUCUUGCUGUGUGUAAAUUAUUCAACAAUUAACUGUUUAUAUUAAAAUUAUGAAUAAAAUUAUUGGAGAAAA
Messenger RNA from Hippoglossus stenolepis (Pacific halibut), 13680 nucleotides. RefSeq names its product insulin receptor b (gene insrb). The coding region runs from base 1302 to 5423 and encodes 1373 amino acids. Gene Ontology annotation, biological process: multicellular organism development; cell surface receptor protein tyrosine kinase signaling pathway; protein autophosphorylation. The transcript is spliced from 23 exons. Gene Ontology annotation, molecular function: phosphatidylinositol 3-kinase binding; insulin receptor substrate binding; ATP binding. Lineage: Eukaryota; Metazoa; Chordata; Actinopteri; Pleuronectiformes; Pleuronectidae. The record is from RefSeq and is a predicted model, not a curated record. Gene Ontology annotation, cellular component: membrane; insulin receptor complex; axon.